AAGUUUACUUUAGUGUUCUUCUAAGUAUACUUUUAUGGAUUUAAAGUGUUCCAAUUUAGUGCGAAGAAGUAUACUUGAUAGUAAACUACUGGUGUACUUGUAUCCGUGUACUUGGAGAAAAGUAUGCUUGGGGACAUAUACUUUCUAUACUUUAGUAUACUUUGUAAAAUAAACUUGAAGUUUACUACUUUUUGGUAAGGGUUAGGAUGUACAGGUGGCCUAGUGUCCUUUUUCACAAAUCUCAUUUUAUCCUAUCUCAAACACGGCACGUUAGCUUUUUGUACGUAUUUUGAAGGACAAUUACUGAAAAAGUACACAGUAAAAGUAGGUCAUACUUUGGUACCAGGUAGUACUCAAGGUACUUAGCAGGUAUGUAUAGGUGGCCUAGUGUCCUUUUUCACAAAUCUCAUUUUAUCCUAUCUCAAACUCAGCACUUUUGGCAUUUUGGACAUACUUUUAAGUACAAUAACUGAAAAGUGCACAGUAAAAGUAGUUCAUACUUUAGUACCAGGUAGUACUCGAGGUACUUAGUAUGUGUGUAUCAAAAAGGCACAUUUAGCAUUUCAGCCCAUUCUGUCGCUCAUCUCAGCUCUUCUCCAGCAGCGAGACGGUAUUACCGUAAAGUACCAUGUAAAUGCGCAUUUCAAUUGGAGGUGCGGCUCACUUGACCACGGAAAAACGAACGACGGCUCACCGCAGUAAAAAACUUCCACUUAAGAGAAAUGCAUGCCCUUUAAAAAUGAUUGACAUUUAUUAACUAAUUCAAAAUAGCAGUUUAUAUUUUUCUGAAAUAGAUCAAUGUUUUUAUUUUCAAACAAAAACAUAGGUAUAAAUUUUGUUUCUAGAAACGACGUUUCCGUUUUGUUUUUGUCCGUCCUCAAUAAGGAUCCGGGGGGAAACACGAUACGUGAAUUUGACGAUGGAUGGUGUGCCUUGUCUUCGUGUGUCUCCGUGUCAUGCACAACUGUUCAGGAAAUGUCUACAGUCCAGAGGGCUGCUUAACCAGAGACUGAGUCUAGUCAAGAACGCAGAUGGAACUGUCCUCCUGCCCGUUUUAGGAUCCUGUUUGUCACAAAUUGAUCUUCAGUCUCUGAGAAACACUGCAGGGGCUUGUGACUUAGUUUGGACUCAGUCUCCACUUCAGUCAAAGACGAAAAAAGGGAAAACAGGUGGACACAAACUUGUGGAAAUCCUCCAGGAACUGAUGGAGUCUCAAGGUGAGAGAUGGACAGAGGAGCUGAAGAAAGACCUCCCUUGUAGCUUCCAGAGACACGGGGAUCUCAUCCUGCUGGGGGACAACUGUUUUACCCAUCCACUGUGGAAGAGAUUAGAUGACCGGUUAUGGAGGGCUGUGGCCAAAGCACUGGGUGUUGAACGCCUGGCAAAAAAGAGCCGGAUAUCCCAGGAUGGAUUUAGGUCCCCUGUGGUGAUGAUGCUGUUGGGGGAAAGCAGCUGGGUCAAACAUGUGGACAAUGGCAUCAGCUAUGAGUUUGACGUAACAAAGAGCAUGUUCUCAGCUGGAAACAUAACAGAGAAGCUCCGGGUGGCACGAUUUGACUGCAGAGGAGAAACUGUGGUAGAUUUAUAUGCAGGUAUUGGAUACUUCACUCUCCCAUAUCUGGUACAUGCAAAGGCCAGGCAUGUUCAUGCCUGUGAGUGGAACCCUGAUGCUGUUGCAGCUUUACAGAAAAACCUUCAUGCAAAUGGAGUGUUGGACCGCUGCACCAUUCAUCAAGGAGACAGUCGACAGCUCCAGUUGUGUAAUAUUGCCGACCGUGUGAAUCUGGGCCUCAUCCCGAGCUCUGAGGACGGCUGGCCGGUUGCUUGUCGACUUCUCAGGAGAAAAACGGGUGGAACUCUACACAUUCACCAGAACGUCACCCAGCCGUUACAGAACCCCGCUGCUAACGAUGCUGCUGAGAGAGAGACUGCAAAGAAAACUGACAGGGCGGUGUGGCAGACCUGGGCCCAAAACACAUCAAAUCGAGUUGCUUCUCUUCUUAAAGAUAUCACUGAUGCACCGUGGGUAACAAACAUACAGCACAUAGAGCAUGUGAAGUCAUAUGCACCUCAUGUCCACCACAUUGUGCUGGACUUGGAGUGCAGACCAUCUUAAAUUUAUGUAAAUAUGGUGUAAACUGCAAACGGCUCCAGUUUCAGAAAUCUACAGAGAUCAGUAGUUUCCAACACAAACUCAAUAGCAGCUUGUCAUCUGUGCAGGGUUUAGUAAACCUUUAUUCUUCUCAGGAUGGCUGAUGUAGCACAAACUCCACUUAAAACUCCUGUUUUACUGACCUCCUCUUGUAGCUGGCUAGACUCAAGACUGCAUCAUCUUCUGGUCGCUGCACAGAACUCUCACUGCAGGAUGCUUCAUGGUUGUCAUUUUAUUCAUGUGUAUACUGGUUUUCUUUUUUCCAGAAAUUAAAGUAAGAUGUUGAGAUGGUGUGAAA
Nothobranchius furzeri (turquoise killifish) is the source of this 2450-nucleotide messenger RNA. It is a transcript of the gene tyw2, whose product is annotated as tRNA methyltransferase 12 homolog. Gene Ontology annotation, cellular component: cytoplasm. Gene Ontology annotation, molecular function: tRNA methyltransferase activity. The record is from RefSeq and is a predicted model, not a curated record. Lineage: Eukaryota; Metazoa; Chordata; Actinopteri; Cyprinodontiformes; Nothobranchiidae. Gene Ontology annotation, biological process: tRNA methylation; wybutosine biosynthetic process.